AUACAGGAGCCUCUACUGGUGAUACAGGCACCAGUCUUUCUACAGGGGUCAUCGUAGCUAUUGUCCUGGGCAUCGCCUUCCUCCUCUUGAUCAUCAUCAUCAUCAUUGUCUGCUGUAUAUGUUCAGGAAGCUGUAAAAAGAAGGAGAAGAAGAAGAAGAAGAAAAGUCAGAUCACGCCUAAACCCGAGCCAGAGGUUUACGAGUCUCGUACAGAACAGCCUAUCUAUCACGUAGAAACCUACACCCCCAGACACAAACCUAGGCCAUACGGUGAGUUUAACCCCUCCAUCGUAUCUCGGAAGCAUGUGGAUGUGGACAUGGAGAGCUCCGAUGGUCACGGCGGUUACGGAUAUAUAUACGGCAACAAUUAUCAAGCUGAGACUCAAAG
Mizuhopecten yessoensis (Yesso scallop) is the source of this 388-nucleotide messenger RNA. RefSeq lists its product as uncharacterized. The record is from RefSeq and is a predicted model, not a curated record. The annotation marks the transcript as partial. The transcript is spliced from 3 exons. NCBI's taxonomy places the organism in Eukaryota, Metazoa, Mollusca, Bivalvia, Pectinida, Pectinidae.